AUGUACACGGUUGCAGAAACCAUGCCCGAAAGCGACCGUUGGGAUGCAUGCUUGGCAAGACCUAUAAGCAGCUUUCACGACCACUGCAACCAACUGGGGCCUUCUAGCAGAGGACUGAAGUUUAGUUACAACAAGCCAUCCGGAUCCACGUCAGCGUGA
Molecule: messenger RNA, 159 nt
Organism: Linum tenue
Lineage: Eukaryota; Viridiplantae; Streptophyta; Magnoliopsida; Malpighiales; Linaceae
Source: the annotation of a GenBank genome assembly